ACAGCCACUCUCAUCCUUACACAGGGACGGGGCGGGGCCUAGCGGAGUGCGGCUGACAGGCACACGGGGAUUAGGGCGGGGCCUAGCGGAAAGAGUGAGCACCAAGCCGGGCCGGAGCUCGCAGCAGCCCCGGGGAGAUGAACGGCCUGAGCGCGCCGGGGGAUGGUGCAGCGCUAUGAAUAUACAUGGGGGUCAUGGCGCGACCGGCGGGGCAGGGGGCGGAGAGGCUCAUUCCGGGAAGAGCGAUCAGAUGGAGCCCGGCUUGGUGAAUCAUGCCAGCUGCAGGAAAAGAGGGGCACUGGGCAUCCCUCCGCCGUGCUGCCAGCUCAUCCCCGGGACUCACAGCUUUGCCGAGGACUCUAAAAACGCUCCAUGGAGCCGAUCGCUGCCCGGAGAGCAGCCGAGCUCAGCAUCCCGCAGCUCCCCAUCCUCUUCCUCUCGCCCCAUGCUGGCCGCCGUGUUCGUGUUGCUUCUCCUGUCCCUCCUGCCUCUGGGGCAGCAGCGGGGCCAGUCCGCAGGGGCCCCGGGAGGGGAACUGAGCCUCACUGCCCUGCUGCUGCGCUGCUUUGUCUACCUAGGCUGCGCCCUGUGCGCUCUGUUGUUCGGGUCACUGUGCGCCCUGCACUGGAGUGGCCGAUCCUCUGCUCCCCCGGACUUCACCCGAUCCAGGACCCUCAGACAGAGUAUGCAGCCUGUGAAUGUGCAUGAACCAGCCCCGCUUAGAAGAGUGGUUAUAUGUCACAGCAUGGAUAAAGCUCUAAAGGAAGUGUUUGACUAUAGCUAUCGGGACUACAUUCUAUCAUGGUAUGGAGAUCUCAGCAAGGAUGAUGGCCAGCUCUACCAUCUGCUUUUGGAUGACUUUUGGGAACUGGCAAGACAACUUCGCUGUCGGCUUGCUCACAUUGAUGUUGUCAAGGUGGUCUGCAAUGAUGUGGUGAAGAAUUUGCUUACACACUUCUGUGACCUCAAGGCUGCAAACACUAGACAGGAUGAACAACCAAGACCCUUUGCCCUUCAUCCCUGCUUAAAAACCACAGAAGAGGAGCUCAGAUUCCUACAGACGUGUGCCCAGGUGCUAGUCCUCUGUUUAGUGCCCGCUCGGGAUGCCCAGUCUCACAGCUUGCGCAUAGUACUUUCUGAAAUACUUGCAGCUAAAGUGCUGAAGCCGUUGGUGGAACUGCUGAGUGAUCCGGAUUACAUUAAUCAGAUGCUGCUCAGCCAGCUGGAGUACAGAGAACAGGUGAAUGAGCGUCACAAGAAGGCCUAUACAUACGCCCCAUGUUAUGAGGAGUUCAUCAAGCUGAUCACAAGCAGUUCUGACAUUGAAUUCCUCAAACAGCUAAGAUAUCAGAUUGUUUUGGAAAUCAUUCAAGCAACUACAAUUGGAAGCUUUCCCCAGAUGAAGAGGCAGAAAGGAAAAGAGACUGCAGCAAUGAAAGCUGACCUCCUGAGGGCUCGUAAUAUGAAAAGGUACAUCAAUCAGCUGACUGUUGCCAAGAAGCAAUGUGAGAAGAGAAUCAAGCUUCUUGGGGGGCCAGCAUAUGACCAGCAGGAUGAUGGGACCUCAGAUGAUUCAGAUUGUCCCCAGAGCCAGAAGAUUAUUCAGUUUGAUGAAAUCAUGGCAAACUCAUCAUUCCGAGAACAUUUUAGAACAUACAUGGAAAAGAUUGAUAAAAGAGCGCUUAUCAGUUUUUGGGAGUCUGUAGAGUACUUGAAAAAUGCAAAUAAGUCUGAAAUACCUCAAUUAGUUGGUGAAAUCUACCAGAAUUUCUUUGUUGAAAACAAGGAAAUACAAAUAGAAAAACCGCUUUAUAAAGAAAUCCAGCAGAGUCUUGUGGGCAACAAAGGAAUAGAGGUGUUCAGCAAAGUCCAAGCUGAUGUCUAUGAGACACUGAAGGACAGGUUCUACCCCUCAUUUAUGGUCAGUGAUCUGUAUGACCAGCUGAUUCGCCAAGAAGACACAUGCUCCUGCUUGUGUGUUACCGAUGACAAGGAUGAAAUCGGAAUGAGGGGAAAACGUGGGGAAAAGAUCCUCGAUGAGUGCAGUAGUGGUAUUACUGAACAGGCCAGCUAUGCUGUCAACAAACUGCAGCAACUGACAGAGAAACUGGAGUACAAGAGACAAGCCCUCAGCUCUAUCAUCAAUGCACCUAAGCCUGACAAAAAGAUUGUUUCCAAGCUGAAGGAUGAAAUAGCUCAAAUGGAGAAAGAGCAAAGUGACUUGGACCUUCACAUUUCUCGGACAGAUCUGUGGUGUGAAAACCUGGGCAUGUGGCGCGCACUUAUAAACAUCAGUGAGGUGUCUGAGGAAAAUGGUGAGCAGAUGCCAUUGUAUUUCGUAUUGGUCAGUUUGCCAGAGUCUAAUGAUUCAAAUACCAAGAACUGGUCGGUAAUGAGGAGGUUAAGCGAAUUUCAGAAUCUGCACAGGAAGCUCAGUGAGUGUUUCCCUUCAUUGAAGAAGGUACAGUUGCCUUCAAUCAGUAAGCUUCCUUUCAAGUCUGUAGACCAGAAAUUUCUGGAGAAGUCAAAAGCACAGUUAAAUAAUUUCUUGCAGAAGCUGCUUUCUGAUGAGAGAUUAUAUCAGAGUGAGGUGCUCUAUGCCUUCCUGAGCCCGUCUCCCGAGCACCUCAAAGUCAUAGAUGUCCAAUGCAAGAAAUCUUCCUUCUCUCUUUCCUCAUUUUUGGAAAGACUUCCUGGAGAAUUCUUUUCUCACCAAGAGGAUGAAACGGAGGAAGACAGCGACUUAUCUGAUUAUGGGGAUGAUGUGGAUGGGAAGAAGGAUGCCUUGGCCGAGCCAUGCUUCAUGCUGAUUGUGGAGAUCUUCGAACUGCGGGGAAUGUUUAAGUGGGUGAGAAAGACGCUAAUUGCACUGGUACAAAUUACAUUUGGAAGAACCAUAAACAAACAGAUCCGGGACACCGUAAAUUGGAUUUUCAGCGAGCAGAUGCUGGUUUACUAUAUCAAUGUAUUCAGAGAUGCAUUCUGGCCAAAUGGAAAAUUAGCACCUAUGAAAACCUCAAGAACAGAGCUUCAGUGUCAGGAAACGAAGCAGAAAGCUCAGCAAAAACUACUUGAAAACAUCCCCGAUGCACUUCAGAACUUAGUCGGACAGCAGAAUGCACGUCAUGGUAUAAUCAAAAUAUUUAAUGCACUUCAAGAAAACAGAGCUAAUAAGCAUCUACUUUAUGUGCUGAUGGAAGUCUGUCUGCUAGAGCUAUGCCCAGAACUGAGAAGCCACUUGGAGCAUUUGAAACCCGGACCAGCCUGCGACAGCACAAAGUGAACCACUACUUCUAAUGUCUGUGUAACCAUAGACAUGCUAAUUAUUUUCCUCUUUUCCAUAGAGGGCUGACUGAGGACUACUUAAGCUCCUGCGUCUUUUUUUUCUCCCCCUUCUUUAUUUUAUGUAAAAUGUACAGGUUGGGGAAGCCGUUGCUGUAGUGUAGAAAUGAGGAGGUAAUGCUGCACAGUCACUACUUUUACUCAAUAAAAAUGUCAUUUGGUUACUGGUCUCUGGAUCAUGAGAUGAGGCACUGUAGGGACAGGAGACAUCUUUUAUCCAGUUCAGUGACAUAUGGGGACCCUUAGGGCGCUGGACGUACUCGACAUUCGAAGAGCAUUUCGUAAGAUAGUGUUAAAUAAUUGAAUGUUGUACAGAUCAUUUCCUCAUUGAGGAUCCUGAACAUUCCUUUAUUAUUGCCAGUGUAUUGAAGAAUGUUUUGUGCAAUACUUUACGUAAUGUUAUUGUGAAUAUUUUAUUCUUUAUUGCUUUUAUUUUUACCAAAGACUGCCCAUUAUUUAAAAUAUUUGUAAGCAA
Messenger RNA from Nanorana parkeri, 3817 nucleotides. It is a transcript of the gene SNX25, whose product is annotated as sorting nexin 25. Gene Ontology annotation, molecular function: phosphatidylinositol binding. The transcript is spliced from 20 exons. Gene Ontology annotation, cellular component: early endosome membrane; intracellular membrane-bounded organelle. Lineage: Eukaryota; Metazoa; Chordata; Amphibia; Anura; Dicroglossidae. The record is from RefSeq and is a predicted model, not a curated record. Bases 176 to 3283 code for a protein of 1035 amino acids.